CCUUUUCUCUGAUUUAAUUCAAGCAAGUAUCGUAAUGGUGAAUUGUACAGCAUAAUUGAAUAAUUUGCAGCCGUGGUGAGUCUAGGUAGCGUAAGGGAUCUUGUCGGAACGUUGUCUUUUCUUGCUGCUGAGGAUGGUUGCUGCAAAAAUGGAGGGUAUACUACAGAAACUACAGACGAAAAAUAAUAUGCCAACCUUCACUAACUGUAUGGCACCCAAGCAACUCUUUGAGAAAGGGUCGUAUCCUAGGCUACUGCAACAGCUCGGCUGUUGUACUUUACUCACAGGGACUCUACAUUUCUUUCUUCGCCCGAUAGAACAACCUAGAUUCAUUGGGGCACUUUUUGUAAGGCCGGUAUUUUGCAAAGCCCGUCAAUGCUGGGUAGAUUGGAAACAUUUGAAACUAUGGCUCAUGAAACAGAAGGACUCAUGGGCGUUACUAGAUUCUUUGCGGUAAUGUUCUUUGCGUUCCUUGUCGGGACGAAAAUAGAUAUGUCUAUGCUUCUGAGCACAAGAAGAAAAACAAUUUUCAUAGGCUGUUUCACUUUCAUCGUUCCUAUGAUUGUCAACGUAAGUGUGUCUUUGCUGAUGAAGAGGUUCAUGGACAUGGACCGAAGAUUGCAUCAGUCCCUCCCUACAAUUGCAAUGGUACUUUCUCUAACGGCCUUCUAUGAUACGUCUUGUGUCCUCGAAGACUUGAACCUGCUCAACUCAGAGAUUGGCCGUCAAUCUCUAUCCAUUUCAUUUUUCAAUGGACUUUGCAGUUGGGCAGUCGUGUUUACCAUCUUCUUAAUAAAAGAAAUCCGUACUCUGGAUUCACAUACGGUGAUAUUUUCUUUGAUGAGUAAAGCUCUUUUCUUUUGCUUCAUCCUCUUUCUUGUCCGUCCAUUAUAUUUUUGGAUGAUUAGAAACACUCCGGAAGGAGACAAUUUGAAGGAGGGUUAUGUUAUCUUGAUCUUCAUUCUUGUCUUGGUAUCUGCAUUUUACACGGAGUUCAUUGGGCAAAAGGCCUUUUAUGGAGCAGUUCUAAUGGGAUUGGCGGUACCUGUUGGGCCACCUAUAGCCUCUGCUAUUGUAGAAAAGCUCGAAUUAUUCGUUACUCUUGUGCUAUUGCCAGCUUUCUUCAUAGUAUCUUGUUAUCCGAUAGAUGUAUUCAACAUCCACUUGAAGAAUUUCGCAAUUAUAGAGUUUCUAGUUUUCAUUUGUUUUUUUAUGAAGCUCAUUGCAGUAUUGCUGCCUUGUCUCUACUGCGAGAUGCCUUUUCAGGACGCUCUCUCGAUCAGUCUCAUCUUUAACUGUGACGGCAUAUUUUCUCUCUUGAUUUUAUCUCGUUUACUCUUUCUGAAGUGGAUUGAUAAGGAAUCUUACACUAUCAUCAUCCUCACAAGAGCUUGGAUACAAAUGGCAGCCGCACCGUUUGUGAAACGAUUAUAUAAUCCUUCGAGGAGGUAUGCAGGUUACAAGAGGCAAACCAUCCAAAAUGUUGUGAGCUCGAGAGAGCUCCGUAUACUAGCUUGUGUUUUCGACAAAGACAGCGUUCCGGGCAUACUCAAUUUCCUUGAAGCCAUUAAUCCAGCACAGAAUUACACUGUGUGUAUCUAUGUUCUGCACCUCGUUGAGCUACUUGGACGUGCAGCUUCUAUCCUGGUCACUCAUAAGCAUCACAAGAAGAGACACUCUGGUAGAGCUAAGAAUGCGUCUGAAACAAUUAUUAGGGCCUUCCAGUACUUUGAACAACAUAAUCAAGGUUUCCUCGUAGGACAAGCUUUCACAACAAUCUCAAAAUUCUCAGGCAUGUAUAAUGACGUAUGCAACCUAAUAAUGGACAAGAGAACAGCUCUGGUAAUCAUACCCUUUCAUGAGUCAGUUGAGCAUCCCAUUCGGUUAGUCAUCCAGAACGUAUGCCAGAGAGCACCUUGUUCAGUUGGUAUCCUCUUUGACCACAUAAAUGGCUCAAGAUCUAUUAUGGAUGUUUGCAUAAGAUAUGAAAAUGUUGCCAUGAUUUUCAUCGGAGGGCCAGAUGACCGAGAGGCACUAACAUUAAGUAUGAAAAUGGCGGAGAAUCCUACCGUAAACCUCACAGUUUUUAGAUUCACAUUUUCGGGUUCAAGUGGAUUCCAUAAGAAUACAAAGAAAGACGAUGAUGUUAUACGUGAUUUGUGGUUCAAACUCAUGGACGCAGAAAAUAUUGUGUAUAAAGAAGAAGAGGUUACAGAUGGUGCAGAUACAGCUUGUAAGUUCAAAGCAAUUGAAAACACUUGUGAUUUCAUAAUGGUGGGAAGAAGACACCAUAAUAGUUCGCCGAUCUUAUCAGGACUUGAUGAAUGGAGUGUGUAUAAAGAGCUUGGCGUCAUUGGAGACCUUCUUGCAACCUCUAAUUCGUUGGGGAAAUUUUCGGUUUUAGUGGUGCAACAAUAGGCCUUAUUUGCUUUUCCUUUCACCCAUCAAAACCUACAAGAUUUUGUUUCUCUUUUUCUUUUUAUUCUUAGUUUUAGUCUUUUAGAUACUUUUGUAGAAACAUGUAAAAAGGUAUGUAGUUAUUUUAGUUACCCAUUUCCAAUGAAUAAAUUAUGUAGUUUGGAGGA
Messenger RNA from Papaver somniferum (opium poppy), 2585 nucleotides. Its product is annotated as cation/H(+) antiporter 15-like. Gene Ontology annotation, molecular function: antiporter activity. Gene Ontology annotation, cellular component: membrane; endomembrane system. The transcript has 3 exons. The coding region runs from base 376 to 2418 and encodes 680 amino acids. Gene Ontology annotation, biological process: proton transmembrane transport; regulation of pH. The record is from RefSeq and is a predicted model, not a curated record. NCBI's taxonomy places the organism in Eukaryota, Viridiplantae, Streptophyta, Magnoliopsida, Ranunculales, Papaveraceae.